This is a messenger RNA of Fusarium subglutinans, 1095 nucleotides long. RefSeq names its product major facilitator superfamily transporter. The record is from RefSeq and is a predicted model, not a curated record. Gene Ontology annotation, biological process: transmembrane transport; carbohydrate transport. The transcript is spliced from 4 exons. Gene Ontology annotation, cellular component: membrane. Gene Ontology annotation, molecular function: carbohydrate:proton symporter activity. The coding region runs from base 1 to 1095 and encodes 364 amino acids. NCBI's taxonomy places the organism in Eukaryota, Fungi, Ascomycota, Sordariomycetes, Hypocreales, Nectriaceae.
AUGUCUGAAUCCAACAAAAUGUCCAAAAACGGUGAUGGCCCCAAGACCACUCAGCUUGAAUGGAUCGCCGACGCACAAGACGCCAAUGCCCAAGAGCACAACCUCAAGUUCUUCAAUGCCCUGAAGCUGUAUCGCAAGUCUGUCUUCUGGGCCCUUGUUAUGUCCACUGCUAUCUUCAUGGAGGGCUAUGAUACCAUGCUCCUAGGUAAUAUGUACGGCUUACCAGCCUUCCGCAAGCGUUAUGGGCACCAUAUCAAGGGCGACAACUAUCAGAUUUCGGCUCCUUGGCAGGCUGGUCUUAGCAAUGGUAGUGCCUGUGGCCAAUUGGUUGGUCUCCUAGUGUCUGGGUAUGUUAGUGAGAGGUUUGGCUUCCGCAAAACGAUGAUCUGGGGCUUGACUGCCAGCGCUGCAUUCAUAUUCAUCCCCUUUUUCGCCCCCAGUCUUGCUGUCCUUGAAGUUGGUCAGAUUCUAUUUGGUGUUUUCAUGGGCCUCUACCAAACGAUUCCUGUCGUAUACGCUGUAGAAAUAUCCCCUGUUCGUCUCCAAGCGUAUUUGACGACUUGGGUGAACACUUGCUGGGCAAUCGGUCAUCUCAUCGGUGCCGGCAUUCUUCGAGGUAUUCUCGUGCGUGGAGAUGAGUGGGGAUAUAGGAUCCCAUUUGCCAUACAAUGGAUUUGGCCUGUUAUCCUCGUCCCGACUCUAUAUUUCGCACCCGAAUCUCCGUGGUGGCUUGUCCGCAAAGGAAGAAUGGAAGAAGCAAAAAAGGUACUGGAGCGACUCACCUCUGCGGAGCAUGUGAGCUUCGACAUCGACAAGCACAUAUCUCUUAUGGUGGUGACUACCAACUACGAGAGGACCAUUAGUGCCGAGACAUCAUACCUAGCUUGUUUUCAGGGAACCGAUCUAAAAAGGACACUGAUUGGAAUUGGUGUUUACUGCAUUCAAACUUUGAGCGGUAACAGUCUACGGAGCUACUCGACUUAUUUCAUGGAACAGGCUGGCUUCCCAACAGCUCAAGCGUCCAAUAUGACGAUCAUAAACUAUUCUUUAGCUUUAAUCGGUGGACUUGUGUCGGUGAGUUCAUCUAUCUCAUGA